AUGAGCACACCUCAUCCAUCAUGCAGCGCCACUCUGCUCAGCAUCAGUCCGGCCCACUGCCUCCCUCCACCUGAGACCUUCACAGUAGAAAACACCAGCGUGUCCUUAACCCCGGCGCACAACAAAGACGGCUGCUCCAUCUUCACCUCUGCCCCUCUUACACCCACACCCAGCGGGCCAGGCACAACCGCUGCACCCACCGCCCCCAUCGCUCCCCUCCAUUGCACCGCUUCAGCAAACGCCUCAGCAUGGAAACUUCUCCGGACUGAGCGGUGUCACCCGCUCCUCACUGGGACAAACCAGCAGCACCAGCACAAGCAGAGGCCACCGCCCCAGCUGCUCCCCGCUAUCACAUUCCACUGCAGCCUAAUGACAGCACCCUCCACCCAGCCUCCCCCGGCCCAUGACCCGAGCCCUAACACCCUUUCAUGGGCCCCUGGGGAGGUCCUGCGAUGGGACAAGGGGGGAGGCACGAGGUGGAGGCGACGGGGGAGGAGUGACACAGAUGAGGGAGGACACUCCAGGUGGUGGGACAGCUCUGAGGGAAUUGAAAGUCAUGAAUAUAUUAACUGA
Knipowitschia caucasica is the source of this 573-nucleotide messenger RNA. Lineage: Eukaryota; Metazoa; Chordata; Actinopteri; Gobiiformes; Gobiidae. The record is from the annotation of a GenBank genome assembly.